Messenger RNA from Menidia menidia (Atlantic silverside), 1107 nucleotides. The record is from the annotation of a GenBank genome assembly. Lineage: Eukaryota; Metazoa; Chordata; Actinopteri; Atheriniformes; Atherinopsidae.
AUGACAGAUAAGUCUUUUAGUGAAGGAGCCAUCUCCUCCCAGCCCACUCAACCCGAUCUAAGUAGCACGACUACUCUAAAAGCACCCACCCCGGUUCAGCUGGUGGAAACGAGCCCUUCCUCUGCUUCGGUAGAGACAAAAGCUGUCGUUUUAGGAGCAGAAUCCUCAAAGUCUCCCGGUCUGAUGCAGGUUAGCUCGCACGCCCCUAACCAGCCAAUAACAGAGCCACCACUAGACAGCAAACCCCCAGCAAAGCCAGCAACAGGUAUGAAACCGCCGGUGGUUAUCGCAGCUUUGACUGACCCUGCCACUCCUGCCUCUCUGCCUCAGGCCGCAGUCUCAGUCAAAGCUCCGCCUCCAAACAGAGGAACGUCACCGCCAUCUCAGCCAAAAGCUGGACUCAAAGGCAAAGACCCUCCCAAGGCCAAUGCUGCGCCAACGGAGACGCCAGCAGUCGAGCCCUGCACGAGGUCAGCGACAUCGACUGCAUCUUCGACGACUGACCCUCAGUCGGCCGGAGACGGGACGCCCCAAAAAGCAGCCCCCAAGCUGAAGGGCCUGAAGGCGAAGCUGAGCGGCUGGUCGCGGCUGAAGAAGCACAUGGUGGUUGAGCCGGAAGAGCCACAGUUUCCAGAGCUGGAGGCCAAACGCCCAGUCGCCCCCGACGAGGAGAAAACAAGCGAAGCCGGCGAGAAGCCGGCCGAGGAGCCGGCCGCCAAUCAGGAGGUCACCGCGAACACAGAAGGCCCCAAGGCGCUCAAGAUGUGGGACGCGCUCCUCUUCCAAAUGUUCUCCACCAAAGACAAAAUAAUGCACCAGAUCAAUGCCAGCAAGAAGGACCCGGACAGGAAGAAGCCGUCCAGAGACAGCCCGGCGGAGCUGCCCUCAUUCGUCAACCGCCUCCCCAUCCUGCUCUACAGCCCUCGCUUCGACGCCCGCAAGCUGAAGGAGGCGGCCGAGAAGCCGCUCACCAAGAUAGCGGCCGCCUUCGAGAUGGGACUGAUAAAGCGCAAAUCCCAGGAGGACGACCGGAAGGAUUUCAACAGAACGGCCAGAGGGUUCGGCGCCAGGAAGGCCGCCGACGCGGCCGAGGAGGCCGACGAAUGA